Myripristis murdjan (pinecone soldierfish) is the source of this 3951-nucleotide messenger RNA. RefSeq names its product phosphoinositide-3-kinase adaptor protein 1 (gene pik3ap1). Bases 127 to 2682 code for a protein of 851 amino acids. The transcript has 17 exons. Gene Ontology annotation, cellular component: cytosol. Gene Ontology annotation, molecular function: signaling receptor binding; phosphatidylinositol 3-kinase regulatory subunit binding. NCBI's taxonomy places the organism in Eukaryota, Metazoa, Chordata, Actinopteri, Holocentriformes, Holocentridae. The record is from RefSeq and is a predicted model, not a curated record.
CCCUCAGUUGAAGACGAGAGGGGGUUCAGUGAACUUGACAAGCUGAAGGGACCUUAAGAGGACAUACUCUGGCAAAUGUUUCACCUUGUGGGAUGAGCUGAUGACUAAUUCUUAGCCUUCACAAAGAUGGAAGAAGUUGUCUCAAGUUUUGAAUCAGUGAAGUCUGAGUCUGGCUCGAGGUGUGAGCUGUUGAUUCUGCACACCACCGAGGCACAGGAAUGGGCGACAUAUUUGCAGAGGAUCUUGAAAUCCUCCCAUAAAUUCCCCAAGAGGUCUAUUUUGUUGUACGCGGUCGGCCUGGCUGAUCAGCUCCACGGAUACAACUUUGAGUAUUUCCACAGCAGCAAAUGCAUCGUGCUGCUGCUCACCGGGGCGUUCCUGGACAUCCUGGGCGACCCUGAGCUGCGGGAUGCGCUGCAGAGACUCCUUCAUCCGCCGCACAGAGUGGUGGUGCUGUUGUGUGGUUUGUCAGAGGAUGAUGUGCAACCCGGGAUCUUUGAACACUGGACGAGCUGGAGAAAAGUCUACGCUGACGACGAGCCUGCCGUCUACAUCGCCACCAUUCUGGAGUCCAUCGCUGAAAGCAAACGGGCGGAAGCUCAACAUGAGAGUGAAGCUGCAGCCGACGCAGACAGUCAGAUCCUUCCAGCCACCUCAGCGGACGAUCCCGUGUCUGAGGAGACGGAAUCGGUGGGAGAAACAGAAACUGCCCUGCAACACAAUGAAAACGAGAGCACGGAGAGUUCAACAGGCGAGGAAAUGAGAUCAGCCACACACCUCGCCUGUCUCACCGUUCAGCCAAACAGAGUCCUGUGCGGGAAACGAGAGACCAUUUUCAUCAUCUUUACGCAAAAACUGGACAGUCAGUCAGCGCUUGAGGUGGAGUUUUCCUGUAAAAAUGUAGAUGCAAAACAGGUCCCAGCGACUUUAGAGAAUGAAUACACUGUAAGUGUGGCUGCACCCGACAUGCCUGCUGGAGUGGUCUCGCUCACUAUGCACAUUGACCAGUUUUGUGUGGGCUUGAAACCGGUGAAGUACUACACAAACAUGGGAGAAGUCAACUGGUAUCUCGAAAACGCCACCGACCCCAUGGAAUUCGUCUGCCAGGCGUUCAACAUCACAUCCAAUAAAACGGAAUCACUGGACGACAUGCUAACUGACUCGAUAAAAUCCAAAACACCUGCAAGUGGGCUUCAGCUGUUUGGGAUCAAACAGAUUGAAGAAGACAACAUGGCAGCAUACCAGCGUGACGAGGAGCUUCCCACACUGCUCCACUUCGCUGCCAAGUAUGGCCUGAAGAAGCUGACCACCGUCCUCCUCCAGUGUCCCGGGGCUCUGCAGGCUUACAGCGUGAUGAACAAGUAUGGCGACUACCCAAACACCCUGGCAGAGAGGAGUGGCUUCUCAGAUCUCAGGCAGUUCAUGGAUGACUUUGUUGAGACAGCGGACAUGCUCAAGUCUCACAUCCAAGAUUCAAUCAGCCCAGAGGAAGGCGGGGAGGUGUACGAGAUGAUGUCAGCUACGUCUCAGGACAUCAUGAUGAAGUACUCCACCUGCACAGAGGACAUCUAUGAGUCAAUGCUGGGCAUAGACCCCGAAUGUGCAGAGGACCUGUAUGAGGUGAUGAACGCAGCAGGGGAGCAUCAAAAUCCAGAGGAAGUUAUGCUUAGAAAGUUCUUCCAAGCCAAACCCGAGCCGGGUCCAGAUCACGGGAACAAAGAACACCUGAAAAUCGAGGAAGGGGAGGAAUACGGCCAGGACGACCCAGAGAAACAUCUGGACGAGGAAGAGGAGGACCCGUACAACCUCCUCCCGGAGGAUAUUUACGAUACCGUGGACAAAAGUUUAACUUACGCGCCAGAAAUCUUCAACCGUCCACCAGCCCCGAUUCCCAGGCCUCAAGUCUCUGAACCCACAGAGCCCAAGACCUACAUCUCCAGAGUAUUUACAGAGAAAGUUUCACCCCAGAAUAAACCACAGGAAAGAGCCACCUCUCCAGUUUAUGACCCUUACGGUGGGAUGAAGACCCCCGGCCAGAGGCAGCUCAUAGCCCUGCAGGAGAGGGUGAAAGUGGGAGCGAUCAGCGUGGACGAGGCCGUGCAGGAGUUCAAGGCCUGGCAGUUUGACCACGAGCGGAGGGCAAACUCCCUGCGCUAUCAGCAGGAAAAUCUGAGGAAACUACGAGAAAGCAUCACCAGGCGUCACAAAAUAAGGGAGAAAAGUGGAAAAGAGAUUGAUUAUGAAAUUAGCGCCCCGCUGCAGAGGAACUGUUUCUGGAGCUCAGAGAUGACGCUGGAGUGUGCCGUGUAUGAGCCGGCGCCCCGGGUGGUGGCCCCGCCCCCCCCUCCAGUGGCUCGUCCCAUCCAGAGAGGCAGCUGGAAGACGGGCAGCACCUCGAGUACAUCCAGUACUGAGAGCAACAGGCUGAGCACAUUCAGCUGCAGCAGCGGGACCGAGCCUGACUUUGAGGACACGCUGGACAGCCUCCCUCCGCCUGCACGACCUCCGCGGCCCUCCGAGCCUCUGCCUCUCAUCCCCCCACCCAGGAUCCCUCCACGGAUCCCAGAGAGGGUGCCAGAGAUGCUGGAGGAGCGGUACAUCUCCUGCCCGACCCGAGCGCUCCCUCAAAGGCCCAUUCACAGAGGCAGCUCGCCGCCACCCAUACCCCGCCGCACGCGCUGAUCCACACAUGUUGACUUUUGGCUGUGAUUGUCUUCUCCGCCGGGCUGCCAUGACUUGACGUCUGGCUUGUUUUUGUUUUUCGAUGGAGGAGGGCUUACGGACGUGCCGGGGAGCACAAACGUGUCUUUCUGUGAGUGUUACCACCAGGACUCGACAAACUGAAUCCCGGCCAAGGCGCUGGCAGAGGUGUGCCUGCUGGAGAUUGUGUUUCUGUCUCACGCUGUGACCGUACAAGGGAGAACAGCAGCACUGGGCCACUUCUGUUUCCUUUUUAUAGAUUAUAGAUUUUAGCAUUCACGGCUUCCCCAAACAAACCUUACUGUACCAUUCCCAUAAGAAGGCCUAAAUGUGUCAUAGUGUGUGUGUGUGUGUGUGUGUGUGUGUGUGUGUGUGGUACUGAAUAUGUAGUGACCUUUUUGUACUUUAUGACAGACUUUUUUUGUGAAUUUGACAUUUCUGUGCUGUGUUUUUGUCACAUAUAAAUAGCAUUAUACUUUAAAGCUUUCCUCUCACAGUUGUAUUCUGUCUCUCUAAAAUUCAUAGGAUACUUCAAAAUGAGUCAGGGGUUAUGAAAUUGUGUCCUGUGUUGUGAAAGUCAUGCUGUGUCCAGUGAGGACUCCAUAAAUAUGAACCACCCUGAUGAAAAGUCCCUAGGGAGCAGUGAAUUAUGCAUUAUAGUAUUUUUUUUAUUCUGCAUGACAUUGCCAUAAUGUACCGACAGGGUGGUAUUUGUUUAGUGUUGUUCUUAUAUGGGUUUACAAAUGGCUCCCUUAAGGGUAGCCAAAUAAACGAGUUUCAGCCCACAUCAGUAGACCCUGAAGACAGAUACCGCGCAAUUUCAUGCUUAAUGAAGUUGAAAUAUUUUGUGAAAAUGUCAUGAGAAUAUCUUACUUUUAUUACCUUGAACUUGUGAUGACUGUUUUGUCUCUGGAGAGUUUAGUUUUGCUCCCUGGUGCAGUUUCAGGUUUGGUCACUGGAUGGUGCUCCAUUUAUAUGAACCCGUUACAGUAGGAGCACUCCUGCAAACUUUUUUUUUUUUUUUUUUUUUUUGCUACUGUAUCUAGGUUGUUGUUGUAGUUUUUUCCAUGUUGCAUCUUUUCUUAUCAAGCAUGCGAGGGAUGCUGUUUAAUCAAAUGGUGAGUGACUUGGCUGUAAUGAAUAAAAAUGAGCCCUGGCUGCUGAAAUUAACCUCUCCUCUGUGGAGGGGGAGAGGCAGAUGUACAGGCAGAGUGAGGAGGGAGUCAAGACAGCCUCGAGAACAGGACUUCU